Molecule: messenger RNA, 561 nt
Organism: Drepanopeziza brunnea f. sp. 'multigermtubi' MB_m1
Lineage: Eukaryota; Fungi; Ascomycota; Leotiomycetes; Helotiales; Drepanopezizaceae
Source: RefSeq, a predicted model, not a curated record
AUGAAGUGUCGCCCCUCAAUCCUAGUUCUGGCAUUCCUCUCCGUAGUCUCAGCCCUUGCUCUGAGUAACGGUCCAGCAAUAGUCACAGCUGGAAAUAACCUCGUAAAAGAUAGUUCUGCUCCUUCCCCUACAUCAGCACCUGAUAAUGAGCUUCGUUGUCGGCAAGAUCUACAGAGUAUAUCGCUGGUAGGCCCAGAUGCAAUCUGUGGUUACAUAGAGGGAAACGCAUCUCAGCCGUGGAGAUGCCAACCCCAGAGCUCAACUCGUGCAUUUGCUACAGCAACUCUAAAUAUCGCCAAAUGCACGGUGCAAGCCCUGCCUGCCUCCUUGACCUCUUCCCCUCCACCUUCUACCUCCAAUAGCUCAUUUAAAACGUCGCCGUCAAUACAGAUCAAAGCCACUACCGCUUCUGCAAUACAGCCGUUCGGGGACGGAGGCAAGACGUCAUCAGCCAAAGGGCCCAUCAUCGGCAGUAUAGUCGGAGGCUCCUUCGGGCUGGUGUUGAUAGCUGCCGCAGUCUUCUUCACCUAUUUGCGAUGCAAGACGUCCAGGAGAGGGUGA